AUGUCGAAUCUACCAUCUCCGUCGUUCCAGGGCCCGCUGACGAUCAGCGCAUCGUCCGUAAUUGACGCGCCCAUAGACAAAGUAUGGCAGAUCCUCGUCGACUUCACGUCCUAUUCCGAAUGCUCCUCCAAGGAGCCGCUGCCAGACCAGACACCCCGAGAGGGCUCGUACCUCCUCAUGGAGGUGCAUAUACCACCGACGCCCGACCGGUCUCACACGCCCACGUCGCGCCCGCUCGAGAUGAUCACGGCGGUCGACCCGGCGGCGCACCGCGUGGCAUGGAAGAAUCUGAUGCCGUCGUGGUUUCUGCGUGCGGAGCGGUGGCAGGCGCUGAGUGUCGUCGAGGACGGGAAGACAUUGUACGAGACGCGGGAGGUCAUGGCGGGUCCCGGUGCAUAUUUUGUGCGCGCACUCCUUUCUAGCGGGUUGCAGCAGGGCUUUCAGGCGGUCGCCGAUGGACUGAAGCGCCAAGCGGAGCAGUCUUAG
Messenger RNA from Postia placenta MAD-698-R-SB12, 486 nucleotides. RefSeq lists its product as hypothetical. NCBI's taxonomy places the organism in Eukaryota, Fungi, Basidiomycota, Agaricomycetes, Polyporales, Adustoporiaceae. The transcript is spliced from 2 exons. The record is from RefSeq and is a predicted model, not a curated record. Bases 1 to 486 code for a protein of 161 amino acids.